Messenger RNA from Acaulospora colombiana, 347 nucleotides. The record is from the annotation of a GenBank genome assembly. NCBI's taxonomy places the organism in Eukaryota, Fungi, Glomeromycota, Glomeromycetes, Diversisporales, Acaulosporaceae.
GGUCCCUUGACGUUGCAUUGCACAGAAAAGAGCAUUCGGUCGCCAGCAGGGACUUCAGUCCAUCCGAAGCGCUGGACGAGUUGGUCUCUGUCAAAGGGGAAAAUGUGUCAGUAUGGGAAAACUCGACAUUUUUGGAGAGCGCGUCUCCCGACGGUGGCAACGUCAGACCCGUGCGAGUAGCCCACUCGUCCAAAACCUUGAGAUCUGUGCAGAAUACGACGCGAGAUCCAGCAGCCAUCUGCACGACAAAGUGUCGCCAGGCCAAGCAAUUGAAAAGAGGCAGCAAGGCGGCUGGCGGCCGGGGAGGGGAGAUGUGGGUGCAGAGAGAAAAAAGUUUUGAAAAAUGA